CAGUCUCGGGUCGGGUUUUGGGGCGGCAUUCGGGUGGCUCAGCAGCAGCUGUUUUUUGGAGCUGGGCAGCAGGUUCGCUAUGCCGCGCCGUGUUCACGCAUUCAUUCAGUGUUGGAACGCGUUCCGGUGCGGACACGGUGUGUCGAAGACGAUCGACAGCGGCGAUAAACGGACGAACGAACGCGAGCUCGCGGUGGUGUGUUUUUUUCGGUUUGUGUGUUGCGUUUUACCACUGGGGUGAGUGCGUGCUGCGUACCGCAAGCUGUUUCCCCCCACCUCCUGGUUGUCGUUGCGUAUGUAGCGCACCUUGUGCUCCCCCCCCCCGCAUCGGCUCGGGACGACUUUUCCCUUCCGGUUCUUAGCUGCCCGGAGAAGCGGAAAUCGUGUGUCGCUUAAUCUAAUCGGCUCGGUGUUGGAAAAGAAAAGUAAUAAAGAGCACUGAGACUGUGUGCGCAACAGUUGCGGUCGUUCGGUGUGCGUAAUUUCGGGUCGCGUGACGACGGUGACGUGUGCAAGGAGAAGUAGUAGAUGACGCAUAGAAAUCAUUCGCAAUCGCUAGAAUCCGUCAUUCGACCCCGUGCGUGUGUGUACCGUUUAAAGUGUGCGUUAUAAAUGGUGUGAGCCCUUACCCCGCCGGUGGGCUUUUGCUUUUGGUUGUUGCCAUUGCGAAGAGGCAAAUGUGCAGUGGAAAAUUUGGCCUAAAAGGCCCACGCGUCGUAAAGCUCUUGCAAGUGGAAAGCUGAAGUGGUUCAAGAAAUACUCGAGUAUUAAAAUAGUAAAAGAAAAGGUGAAUUGUGAGCUUGAGCGUGACCGGGCGUGAAUGCACAAGCUCCUCUCCGGCUUCCAACGAGUACGUUGGUUUAGCUUGUGUACGUGAAGAUACGUGCGCAUCAAAUUCCACCUAAGUGUCAAUUUUAAAGGUACCGUACCUGCUUUGAUCUAGCUCGUUGCAGUGCAGCGUCGUCAAAAAAAAAAACCUCCGAAAGAUUUAUAUAUUCAAACGCCGCCUGUCGCGGAGUGUCAGUUGCAGAAUUGCUGUUUUGCCGACGCACCAAUAAGAACAGGUUCGUGUGUUGCACCGUUACAUGUCAAUUUCGGCUUCAAAUUUAACUUCCGCCAAUGAUGGAUUGAAGUUGCUGGCGAUAGGAAGUGACCGUGGCGAAUAAUUUCAAAAUAAUCGUGCAAAAUGAUGAAUUGAAAGCAAGUGAUGUACGCCUAAUGUGUCCGUGCUGCUGCAAAUGAUGGUCGGGUGAAACGAGCAGUAUCCGAAUCCGAAGUGUGUGCCAUUGUUGGUGCGAUAGUGCGCCCCCUUUUUUUGUUUCCUAGAACAGCACUACAGCCACUACAGCGCCCCCCCAAAUUCCCUGUAACCUUUUCAUAAUCCUCUGCACGAUCCUCCGCUCUCGCUUCCCGUUUGCUCUCCAUCGCGCAAUUGUUGUGCUGGGUGCGUGCUUUUCCCAGCUGUGUGGGUAGUGACGGGUGCGUGCGUGUGUUUGUGUGUGUGUGUGGUAAGUAAAAGAAAUUAGCCAGCGUUUAUGAGCGCGCUAAGUGUUCGCGACCGAGUAAACAACUGCCCAUCGCUACUCCGCCGCAAUCGGUGUUGCUGCUGUCAGCCGUCCGUCGACCCGACCGCAGUCACCAGCUAGGACCUGCGAGGUGCACAAAAUGGCGGCACAGUCACUGCGGCCAUGCUACGCCACCGCUAACCAGAGCCAUCGAGGGCAGCGGCAGCAAUCUGUCCACAGCAAAAGCCACGCUCGCCGGGCUCAACCCAGCAGCAGUAUGGCGGGCGGCAGGUGGAUGCAGGUCGCAAUGAUGGCACUGGUGGUAGUAGCGGUCGCCCUGCACCACCACGGUGUUGGCGCGUCGCCGAACGCAACCGUCGCUAAUGGAAGCGUUAAUGGGAAGCUUUCGGAGCGGCACAGUUACAACGCGAGCGCUAGCGAUGAUCUAAUGAGAUCAACGCCGGAUGAGAUCAACGCCGGGCUGCUCGAGUACGUUGCCGGCCCGCUGCCGCUGGCGGCGAUGGAGGCGGCCAAACCGAAGCGUGCCAAUGCGCGCCCGGCCGCCAUCUACAUGAACGAGUUCGCCGUCUACAUUCCGCGGGGCGCGGACGUUGCCGACUCCAUCGCCCACAAGUACGGAUUCAGCAACAUGGGACAGAUUGGUCCGCUAAAAGGAUACUAUCUGUUCCAUCACAAUCACGUGCGCAAACGCUCGGUAGACCGUAGCGAGGCGCAUCACAACGCCCUGAACACCGAGCCGGAGGUUCGAUGGGUGCAGCAACAGCACGAAAAGCCCCGCUUCAAGCGCGACUACAGCACGUUCGAUCAGGAUUUCGUGCGAUUUCCCGGCUUCCGGUCGCUAGUGUCCGGGACGCGCAUGGCGUACCGGGACACGAGCACCCACAACAUCUUUCCCGAUCCACUAUUCAAGGAACAGUGGUACCUGGUGAGUGCCAACGGCGGCGCCAAGGAUGGACCGGACAUGAACGUUGGCCCGGCCUGGCAGAAGGGUUACACGGGCAAGGGCGUCGUCGUGUCCAUCCUGGACGACGGUAUCCAGCGCAACCAUCCGGAUCUGGCGCUCAACUACGACCCGGCCGCAUCGUACGACAUUAACGGCAACGACUCGGACCCGAUGCCGCGCGAUAACGGUGACAACAAGCAUGGCACGCGGUGCGCCGGGGAGGUAGCGGCCGUCGCCUUCAACCAGUACUGUGGGGUCGGCGUGGCGUACAACGCAAGCAUUGGUGGCGUCCGGAUGCUGGACGGCACGGUAAACGAUGCGGUGGAAGCGAAGGCACUCGGCCUGUAUCCGGACCACAUCGACAUCUACAGCGCGUCCUGGGGCCCGGAAGACGACGGCUCGACGGUGGAUGGGCCGGGCCCGCUGGCUCGCCGUGCCUUCAUCUUCGGUGUGACGAGCGGCCGGCAGGGCAAGGGUUCGAUCUUCAUCUGGGCGUCCGGUAACGGGGGCCGCUACACCGACAGCUGCAACUGCGACGGCUACACCAACUCCAUCUUUACCCUCUCGAUCUCGAGCGCCACCCAGGGCGGCUACAAGCCCUGGUAUCUGGAGGAGUGCUCGUCCACCCUAGCGACCACCUACAGCUCGGGCACGCCCGGGCACGACAAGAGCGUCGCGACCGUCGACAUGGACGGUUCGCUGCGCCCGGAUCGCAUCUGCACGGUGGAGCACACGGGCACGUCGGCCUCGGCCCCGCUGGCGGCCGGCAUAGCGGCGCUGGCGCUCGAGGCCAACCCGGCCCUGACCUGGCGCGACAUGCAGUAUCUGGUGGUGCUGACGUCACGGUCCGAUCCGCUCGAGAAGGAGCCGGGCUGGAUACUGAACGGCGUGAAGCGCAAGGUGAGCCACAAGUUCGGCUACGGCCUGAUGGAUGCCGGUGCGAUGGUCAGCCUGGCGGAGCAGUGGACGACCGUGCCGUCGCAGCACAUCUGCAAGUCGCGCGAAAUCAACGAGGACCGGCCGAUCGAGGUGUCCGUCGGCUACACGCUCCAGACGCACAUGGACGUGAACGGGUGCGCCGGCACGGUGAACGAGGUGCGCUUCCUCGAGCACGUGCAGUGCAAGAUCACGCUGCGGUUCUUCCCGCGCGGCAACCUGCGCAUCCUGCUGACCUCGCCGAUGGGCACGACCUCGACGCUGCUGUUCGAGCGGCCGCGCGACAUCACCAAGUCCAACUUCGACGACUGGCCGUUCCUGAGCGUGCACUUCUGGGGCGAGCGGGCCGAGGGCCGCUGGACGCUGCAGAUCCUGAACGGGGGGCCGCGCCGCGUCAGCCAGCCCGGCAUCCUGUCCAAGUGGCAGCUCAUCUUCUACGGCACCCAGACGAACCCGAUCCGGCUCAAGUCGGAGGGCACGCGGACGGCCGGUGCGGCCGGCUACUCCGGCCUCAAUCCGUUCGUGUUUCCGACGGAGACGGACCUGAACCAGCAGGCGGGUGCGCUUGGUGGGGCCGGCGCCGGCUACUACCAGUCGGCCGACCUGUACAGCAACUUCAUGAACUACCCGAACCUGUUCAGCGGGGCGGGCAGCGGCAUCGACAAGACGGUGGCCACGCUCAACGGGCACAACAUACCGACGGCCCAGCGCGAGAACGUGAUGGCCGACUCGAACAACAAGCUGGUGGUGCUGCACGACUGCGACCCCGAGUGCGACCAGCAGGGCUGCUACGGCAAGGGCCCGACGCAAUGCGUUGCCUGCAAACACUAUCGGCUGGACAAUACCUGCGUCAGCCGGUGUCCCCCGAGGAGCUUCCCGAACCAGGGCGGCGUCUGCUGGCCGUGCCACGAGUCGUGCGAAACGUGUGCCGGCGCCGGCCAGGACAGCUGCCUGACGUGUGCGCCCGCCCACCUGUACGUUACCGAUCUGGCCGUCUGUCUGCAGGUCUGCCCGGAGGGCUACUACGAAAACUACGAUAAUCGAACGUGUGUGCCGUGCGAGGCCAACUGUGCCUCCUGCCAGGAUCGGCCCGAUUACUGUACGAGCUGUGAUCAUCAUUUAGUUAUGCAUGAGCACCGCUGUUACGCCGCCUGCCCGAAGAACACCUACGAAACGGAGGAUUACAACUGCGCCGAUUGCCAUCCGUCCUGUGCCACCUGCAACGGGUCGUCGGAGAGCCAGUGCAUCCUGUGCCGGGCAGGCCGGUUCGCGCACGAGGGCCGCUGCCUGAACGCGUGCCCGGACGGUUACUACGGCGACAAGAAGCGGCACGAGUGCAUCGCCUGCCCGCACGGCUGCGCCACCUGCGGCAAUGGAGCGGUCUGCAUCACCUGCCACGACAACUGGACCAUGAACCGGAAAGGGAAAUGCAUCGCCAACGGCAACAACAACUGCGACGAAUCGGAAUACUUUGAAAACGGCCACUGCCACCCGUGCCACUCGACGUGCGAAACCUGUACCGGGCCGACGGAGAACGAGUGCCUGACCUGCGCCUCGAACCUGCUGCUCCAGGGCGCGCGGUGCGUGAACGUGUGCGACGACGGCUACUACAUGGAGGUGGGCGUCUGUGCCAAGUGUCUGCACACCUGCACCCAGUGCGUGUCGCGCAUGAACUGCACCGCCUGCAUGAAGGGUUUGCAGCUGCAGAGCGGCGAAUGCCGCACCACGUGUGCCGACGGCUACUACAGCGAUCGUGGCACCUGUGCGAAAUGCUAUCUGAGCUGCCACACGUGCAGCGGGCCGCGCCGGAACCAGUGCGUCCAGUGCCCGGAGGGAUGGCAGCUGGCCGGUGGUGAAUGUUUCCCCGAGUGUCCGGAAGGGUUCUUCAAGACGAAGUUCGGCUGCCAGCGCUGCCACCAUUACUGCAAGACUUGCAACGGAGCUGGCCCGCUGGCCUGUACGACCUGUCCCGCGCACAGCAUGCUGCAGAACGGGCUGUGCAUCGACUGUCUCGCCUCGCAGUACUACGAUCCGCCGACGCAGACAUGCAAAACGUGCCACGAGUCGUGCCGGACGUGCAGCGGCCCCGGACAGUUCUCCUGCCUCACCUGUCCCUUCCCGCUGCACCUCGACCGACUCAACCAUCAAUGUGUGCCUUGCUGUGCGGCGGACGCAUCGCCCGACGAUCAAAGCUGCUGCCACUGCGACAAAGCGACCGGUGGCUGUAUUAACGCAUCGCCCGCCGGCAAGCGACGCAUCGGUGCCGAGCAACAGUUGCUGCAGUUCGGCGAGGAGAGCGGUGCGCCAGCCGUACCCGGCGAUGGCGGGGCAGCGACGCCCGGUCAGGCGGCGGGUCGGGCCUGGCAGCAGUUCCUAACUAGCACGUCCACGCCGACGCUGAUGGUGGUCGCCGUGUCCGGCUGCCUGCUGAUUGUUACCCUGUUUGUAGUGAUAUUUACCGUUUUACAGAAGCGUAGCCAAACGAUGUACACUGGAAUUAAGUAUAAUAAAUUAGGCAAGAAAGCAGCGUCGGGCCGAACCACCAGGAUAUCGAUACCGGCCGAUGGCGAUGAUUUACUGGAACCAAUUGUAAAUAACGAUGAGGAUGAGGAGGAGGAGGAGCAGAACGACGACGACGACGACGACGACGAUGAGGAUGAGUCUGGCCAAUCGGGCCCGGAUGGUGGAGAGGAAGAGAGGCACCAACGACGUGGUGGUGGUGGAGGACGUGGCGCUCGCUUUGACAGCCGGAGGUCAACCGCAGCGAUGGCGACCGCCGCCCGAGGGAAGCGGACGUUCCGGUAUGCGCCCACCGCCCACCGGACCUAGGCUGUUACGCGUGGCUGGAUGGAUCUGGAAGCGGAAUGAACACAAUUUUACAUCUCUCCAUCCACAUCCCUCCUCAAACAAAUGACCCCUUCCUCUUCCGUUGUCCUUCUGCACUUUCAUCAUCAACCAGCAACCAGCGGCCCCCUUGUAUCAUCCAUUCAAAUGAAAAUGGCCCUAACAAGGAGUGUGCGUGUAUGUGUGUGUGUGGCAUAGAGAAGCGUGUGUGAGCAAUGUUGGCAUGUGUGUCGUGAAAAUAUUUGCGUGUGUGUGUGUGUGUGUGUGCGUGUAUGAUGAAUGCGUUUUUGAGUGUGCAUGUGAUUAUGGGAAAUUGGUCACCGGAAAAAAAACGGACAUUUAAUCAAGCGAAAGCCAACCAAAAACCGCGGCAAACGGCUGGAUCGGCAGGGCUGACCACAGACGGCUGACAGGUGAGGUGAACGAACGGGUGCGUAGUCGCCAUUCAUCAUUAGUUGCAUUGCAGCGCGGUUGCGUGGAAACGGCCGUUCCCUUUCCAGCGAGCGACUGAUGCGGGAAGGCUGAAAUUUGAUCUUUUUUCUUUCUUUCUUUUUUUUCGUUAGCGCUUUGAUCCUAGGAUGCGUGAAAACAAAAGGGAGGGGUAUUUCGGAAGGGUUUAAGAUGUGUGAGAGGGAAAUGGAAUUUAACGCAAAAGAGGUCCUGCGGUGGCUUUUCCGCUCUUUACCACGGUUCCUUGCAGUUUCAGCAGCAAACGGGCGUGAUUUUACGCGAAUUUUCUGCUCUUUUUGUAUGUUUUGGAUUUAUUUUGUGCUCUUGCUUUCUGUCCUGUUUGAACACUCUUACUAUAGUUUCUUUAUUUGUGUAAUAGAAUGAUCUUUUACAUCAAUUUUUUCCCCUGUUUUGUUUUCUUUCCAUUUUUUUUAUUAAUUUCUACAUUAUUUUUCGCAUCUUUUUUCUAAUCCUUACAUUUUUAUCCUUCACAUUAUCUCUUAUUUUAUUGGAAUGUCUUACAUGGUUUGCCAGGAGUUAUCAUAGCUGUGGAACACUUGACCACUUGCUGUGGAACACUGUGGACUCCUUCUUACGUGAAAUGAACCUAAAGUAAUGGGAAUUGGACUCUAUAGCACUCUUGUUGGAUAAAUCUAGUAGGAAUUUCGAAGGGCUCUGUCUAAUAAGGGUGCCAUAGAUUCCAAUUUCCAACAGAUGAAGCUCAUUUCUAGUAAGAAAAAGACAAGAAAGUGUUUCACAACUAUGAAAACCCCUGGAAAACCCUGUAUCCAUUGUUUCUCAUUCUCGUUUUACUAUUUUCUUUGCACUUUUCUACGUUUCAACAUUACUUGCUCUUUCUAUUCCACUGUUUCUUCUAAUUUUUCUAUCAAUACCUACCACUUAAUAAUUUCUGAAUGCGUUUAAUUAAUUCUGUACGAAUGUGCGCGUGACUAUGUAUGCCACCAAUAGUUAACAGCAUGUGAGCGUGAAUGUGAAUCUGGUGUCGUAAGUGAGUAGGAAACGAAAUCAAAAAUCCCUUUCAAUUCAAGCGCACAAACGCAACCACAUCAUGCUUGUGGUGCAUGUGUGCGUGUACGUGUGUGGAUUGGUACAUGAAAAUGCAACUAAAGUGCGGAGACAGAAACGAAAGAAGUUAGGGAAUAUUAUAUAUAUAUACAGAUAUAUACAACUACACUUAAAUAGAUAUAUAUUGAACUAUACAUAUUUUUUAUUUUGAAAACGUGCGUCCCACGAAGGACAGCGUGCUGCAGGGGGGGAGAGACCGUUGGCAGCGGGGGUUCAGUGGAAAUGCUUAAAACGGGAAGGGGAAAAGGAACAUCGAGCAGUCGCGUCGAGCGUUGAAGCGAAAAGUGUUUCGCAAGUGUUGCUAGAAGCAGACCCGGCGGAAAGGAAGUGGAAGAGACAAAAAAGAAAACUCUUUUUAAAACACGAACCAUCCCCAUCCCCGCUCCAUCCUGCAUCUUUGCAGCGUGGUGUUGCACAUUGUGUACAGGAAACCCCCGUUCAGGCAAUCCCGCUUAUAGCGACGGUUUUAGCGACGGUGCAGGAAACGAAGGGCCAAGGAACAAAAGUGCUUGGAGUUUAAAAGAAAAAACCGCGAAACGCGAGAGGAAUGGACAGCAUUUUCCACUGGGAGUUGAUGAAAAGUGGAGAAGGGAGGGGUAAAACAUGCAUCGUUGAAGCAACGUGAAAAACACUCGCAUUAAAAACACACAAACACUCACACUCACACACAGCAGCCACAUUGUUGAAACCGAACGUGAAACGAUUGUGUCCGGUACGUUGUUCGCGGGAAGGGGUAAAGCCAAA
Molecule: messenger RNA, 8529 nt
Organism: Anopheles merus
Lineage: Eukaryota; Metazoa; Arthropoda; Insecta; Diptera; Culicidae
Gene: Fur2
Product: furin-like protease 2
Exons: 18
Coding region: 1666-6234 (1522 amino acids)
Biological process (GO): protein processing
Cellular component (GO): trans-Golgi network; Golgi membrane
Molecular function (GO): serine-type endopeptidase activity
Source: RefSeq, a predicted model, not a curated record